AUGUCAGUGUCGUCGUUUGCCAAGUUCAAGAUCCUCUACUACUUCAGCAAUACUCAGCAGAUCAAUUUCACAUCGACUACAUUCAACAGGUAACACACCAAGGGCAUCUAUGGGGUCGGGCACACAACCAGAAGUCGUUUGUCGGUGUGGUUGGUCAAGGGGUGUCGGUGGCGGCCGUGUGGAUCGCCUGUUGACCAAGUCGCCCCGCACACCAGUGGCCGGCUGCACGACCACGAUGAGCUGGAAUGAGGAGUGGGGCGGUCGUGAGACGUGUCGUGAGCGAUGGCUGGUGCUCACCAACAGCAGCCACCCCUUUGUCGCGUGGAUUUCCAUUAGGGAAUCCGAAGGGAAAUGCGGUCAGAAUGACAGAGGGAUUGCUUCUGGUCAAAUGUCAUUAGGAUUUCCUUUCUUAUUGUCUGCAGUCUAUGGGUGUGUCGAGACGACUGAGGUGGCUGUGUGUAGGAGUGGCGCCUUCAAGCCCCGCUUCCCAGUGACCACUCAGCUGGCUCGCGUGGUGUUGGGGGCGGUGGCGCCAUUCGUAUUCGACGGACAAGUGCAACCGCCGCCGCAGCAGCAGCAACAACAACAGGAGCAACAACAACAGCAGCAGCAACAACAACAGCAGCAAGAUGACGAUGACAAUGACAAUGGUACAGAUACAGAGAGGGACAUAUUCAAACAUUCAUCGGAUGGAUGGACGGAUGAUGUCCCUUCUCUCUCUGUGUGUGGAAUAGAUUUGGACGAUGGUGUGGGUGUGUGCAGAUGUCGACGACGGCAGCGGUGAUGAUGAGAGUGACGAUAUGAAUGACGGCAGCGGAGAGGGCGGUAGAAGUACACAGCCACACACACCCAAUACGCCCCCACGUCGACCUCCAUCACAUUCAUUCAUUCAUUCAUUGAUGUCAAUGAUGUGUGUGUUGUGCCCUCGGCAGGUGAGGGUGGCGCAGCUGAGGUGGAGGUAUGGGUCGACAUCUGGGGAUUCGGAGACAACACCGGUAAGAAUGACAGAGGGAGGGCUUGCUGCUGGUCAGAUGUCGCGUGUUCUUCCUCUUCUUGUCUGCAGGGUCGGUGUCCGUUAGGACUAUCGAGGCGCCUGUGUGUGAAGGUGGUUUGUUCAAGCAUCGCUUCCCGGUCACCACUCAGCUAGCGCGUGUGGUGUUGGGGGCAGUGGCGCUAUUUGGGUUCGAUGAUGGUGAUAAUGAUGUUACGAUAGACGAAGGGACACACACAUGGAUGGAUGAAUGACGUGCCUUCUCUUUGUGUGUGAUGUCUGGUGUGCUCUGCAGGUUUCGGACAAUGGAAACGAUAUAGAUGACGGCAGCGGGGAGGGCAGCGGAGGUAUACAGGCACACAUAGAUGUCCCCACGUCAAUCUGCAUCACAUUCAUUUGUGUGUACGUGCGUGUAUGUAUGUGUGUGUGUUGCUUCGGCAGGUGAGAAUGCCGAAGCUGAGGAGGAAAGGGGCGGCUGAUCGGCAGACCUAUCAGUCAAUACGUACUGGGGUGAUCAUGCAGCGAUCCAUCUCCUCUGUCAUUAUGUGGUUGAAUAUCGCCAUGCCCUGUGUGUAUAUGUGUGUGUUGUCUCAGGAGGGCAUCUCUUUUGUUUUAGCUGUCGUCAUUUUUCUCUGUAGCCGAUCCGUUUCUUCAAGACAGAUCACACACCCAUCACUCUGUAGACCAGCAGCUGCUGGUGUGUGACCGAAUGGCUGGCUUGGCUCUGAUGGAUGGGUGUGUCGGCUGGCCUAUGGUUUUCCCUUUUUGUCCAUUCAUCUGUCUUCUCUGUGUGUACCCCUCCUUCCAUCCCUCCCUCUGUGUGUGUGUGUGUGUGUGUCCUCCGUGUGUGUGUGUCCUCUGUGUGUCUGUGUGUGUGUGUGUGUGAAUGUGUGGAGGGAGAUCCGCCCGUCCUCAUCGUCCUCAUGACUGCAUGCCGCGGGUGUGAAUGUGGGCGCAUCUCGUGUGAUUCCAUCUGCUCCCCCAGCGAGCGAUGUGUGACUGUAUUUGGCUGCCCUUUGACUCACACUGCCUUGUCACUCUCCGUUUGCAUGUGUGUGCCGUAACGGACAUCGAGUGAACACUUCACUUAAUUAUACGGAUGGC
This is a messenger RNA of Vitrella brassicaformis, 2095 nucleotides long. NCBI's taxonomy places the organism in Eukaryota, Vitrellaceae. The record is from the annotation of a GenBank genome assembly.